AUGUCCCCGCUGCCGCCAACGCGAACACAAGGCGGCGGCACGCCUGGCUUUCGAGAUAACCGAGAAGGCAACGGCGGCGGCGGCGGCGGUGGUCACACCGCAAGCACUUCGCGCGCGCGCGGGCGGGCGCUCUCGGGAGGGCGGGGCGAGGAGGAAGGAGAGAGAGAUGGCCCCGGUCUGUCGGCGAGGGUCUCCGUGGGGUCGGUGGCCGGCGAGUUGAGGGGCGGGGAGCUGGAGCGAGUGCGAGGGAGGGUGGCCGAUCUCGGUGCGGCAAUAGAGACGUCUCAGUCCAAGCUCCUGCGAGAGCUUUCUCAAGUGCAGGAGGAUUUCUUCUCCAGCUUCGGCUACGCGACCCCACUCGGAGCCAGCGCGGCGACGAGCGCGGCGAUCAACGGCGGCACAACCGCACCCGACCUCGGCGGUGGUAUCGGUGUCGGCAGCGUUGACGGCUUCUCGUCCGCCCUCUCGUCCAUCCCUCCGUUCGCGAGCGGCGGCGGCGGCGGCGGCGGCGGCGCUGGCUCGCACGGUUACGUCGGCGGCAACACCUUCGACCGCUCGCGCUCACCCCGCUGGGGCGGGAGGAGGGCGGGAAGCGGCGGCGGGAGCGGAAGGGUAGCCACCUCCGUCUCCCCCCGCGCUCGGCCGCCGCUUCUGCGGCGCGAUCUCGACGAGACAGCGGAAGAGGAAGAGGAAUAUAAGGCCGAGGCCCGCAGCAGCGGCAGUUACCACCGCGGGGGGACCAAGAUUUCCAGGGGCAGAACCGGUGGAAGGGAUAGACGGGACGGCGCAACGGCGGCGGCGGCAGCGGCGACGGUGGACGGGGCUUCCUACGCGUUCCCGAUGGAAGCGUUGUCGUCGUCGCCGCGACAGGGCGGCAGGUCGGCGGGGCGAGGAGGAGAUAGGCCCUUUAGUUCGUCGUCCGCAGGUCCUGCUCCAAGAAUGAGGAGGAGCUGGAAGAGCUUGUCGCCUUCUCCCCGCACCGCCGCCGCCCCCGCGAAAGGUGGCUGGCCGGUGGCGGCCGGAGCACUCGGUAGUGCCAGGCGCUCUUACAUUCAGAAUGCCGGGGUGGACGAGCUGAGGGAUCGCUUGCUAGCAGAACUGGAGGCGAAGGAGGAGUUGGCGAGGGAGCUGGAGGAUUCCCGACGGGAGGCAGAGGAGCACCAAGAAAGGGGAGAGCAACGCGAGGGGGAGGUCGAGGGGUUGCUGGAGAGGGAGGCCGACGAACGACGCGCCAGGGGCGAGGCCGAAGCGGAGCUCGAGCAACUCCGCGUAUCGCACAGAGCGCUGGAGGAACAGCUUUCGGCGCUGGGGGAGAAGGCGAAGGGGCUCGAGGGGAGGUCUACGGAGCUCGAAAGGAGGUCCGCCCAGCUCGAGGAGAAAACGGCCGGGCAGGAACGCGAGAUCUCCCGGCGCGCUGCGGAGCUCGACAAAGUGUCGGCCGAGCUCGAGCAGAGGAGCUCCGAGCUCGGAGAAGCCAGGGCGGAGCUCGGGGACACGGGGGCACGGCUGGGGGAGACGCAGGUGGUGCUAGGGGAGACGAGGGGGGCGCUCGGGGAGAAGGCGGCGGCCCUGGAGCGAGCGCUGUCGCAGCUGGAGGAGAGAGAGGCGCGCCUGGGGGAGGUCGGGGGGAGGGUUCGGGAGGUGGAGGGAGACAGGGACCGCGUUGCCCAGGAGUUGCGCGACUUGCAAGGCGUCUUCGAGAAUUUUCAGGCCACGUCGGCGGAGCGUGCGUACGACUCUUCGGAGCGGACCGCCUCCGCCUUCAUACGGGAGAGGCAAAGGGCGUCGCUGCGCGCGGCGAUCUGGCAGUGGAGAGCAAUCACCCUCAGGUCGGACUUGGGGACGGCGAUGAUGCUGGCCGAUAGGCUCAAGCUCCGGCAAGCGAAGCGUGGUGCGUUCGGCGCCUGGUUGGACCUUUGCCGGCGACGCUCGCACGCUCGAGCGCUGAUGUCAAGGCUGCUCCAUCGGAAAACUGCGGUCGAUCAGCGAAGAACUCUGCGCCACUGGGCCCGUCAAGCCGCUGCUGCUGCCGCCGCCGCCGAGUCGGCGGCUCUAGCUAGGGCAGAGGCCGAAGGGGCCAGACUGAACGCCGCGGCGGUGCUCACGGAGGCGUUCUCCCGCGGGCGGCGGCGGAGCUUGGAGCGGGGGGUUGGCAAGCUUCGGGAUGGGGUUGAGGCGUCUCUGAUGAAGUCCCGAGCACUGCGACGGCUCUCCAUCGCGUGCCGCCAUCGCGACCUCGGCAUGCUCUCGGCGGCCCUGUGGCGUUGGCGGAGUCAGGCGUCGUGGAGAGAGGCCACGGCUACCGCCCUCCGCCACCUGGCACGGCUCAGGCGGCGCCGGGAGUUGUCGGGGGCCAUGCGGCGCUGGGGCGGGGUGGUGGCGGCGGAGCAGGCGCUGGAGGGGCUUGGCGGGAGGGUGGAGAGGGUCGUGAGGAGGGCGAGGGUUGCGCGGGCCGUGCGGGUGUGGCGUGAGGAGUGCACCCGCCAGCAGACCCUGGCAACGCGCAAGGCGGGAGAGCGGUGCAGGCGGGUACUCAGUGGAAGGUUGGCGUCGGCUGCCAGGAGGAACCUUCUCAUGAGGUGUCUCAUGGCGUGGAAGGCCUACGCUGUGUCCCGCCGCAUCCAGCUCCGCUCCGCCCGCUCGUUCCUGCUCGCGCGAAACCGUCGCGCGGUCCGCGGCGCGCUGGUCGCCUGGAGGGACGGGAGAAGAUGGCGCGCGCAGGCCGCCCGGAAGCUGUGGCACCUGGGGAGGGCCUGCAGGACGGCCGCGCUUAGGGAGGGGCUGCGGCGGCUGGGGGUGUCGGCCAGGGAGAAGGAGCGCCAAGAGGCGGCGAUGAUAGUGUCUAGCGCAAAGCUGGAGACGGAGGAGAUGCGGCGAGAGCGGGACGGGAUGGGCUCUAGGCUGAUCGAGGCCACCGAGGAGAUACACCGGGCGGCGCGGCAGCGGGCCAAGGUGGAGAAGGAGCUGGCGCGGCGGCAGCGGCUGGCGUUCGGGCGGGAGUGCUUCGCGGCUUGGAAGGCGGUCGCGCAAGCCGAACAGAGGCUUUUGGUCGAGCAACAAACUUAUCUGCGGUAA
Ectocarpus siliculosus is the source of this 3075-nucleotide messenger RNA. Lineage: Eukaryota; Phaeophyceae; Ectocarpales; Ectocarpaceae. The record is from the annotation of a GenBank genome assembly.